AUGAACUUCAAUGUCCUUCGAAAUUGUAACAACAUGUAUUAUAGUAGCUCUUGCAAAAAUUGAUGUCUUUGGAUAAAAUAUAACUCUAAACAUGAACAAGAAUGCUAGUUAUACAACAGCCUUUGGUGGGAUUGCAUCUAUUUUGAUUAUUAUUUUACUCAGUCUCAUUUUCUUUUCGAACAUUGUAGAAUUUUUUGGCAAAGACAAUGUUUUCUAUGAUAGUGAAAUAUCAUUCUCCAACGAUCCAGAGUUAAUGGAAUUGAAGGAAGACAACUCUAUGUUUGCUUUAUCUAUCGAUCAAGUCAAUUUCACAACAAACCCAUACUUCAAUAUUUCUGUUGAAUAAAAGUAUUUAAGUUCGUUUGUCAUUUUUAGGAUUUACUUAAGAAAUAUAAAUGGCACUCUCACAAAGCUAACCGUAGAAGUUCCCAUGCAACCAUGUACUUUAGAAAGGUUUAAUAAUAUAUUUCUGCAGCAAGGAUUAGAUUUUACUGAGUAGUUUAAUUUUUUAGGAAUGAGCAAAAUGUUAUGUCCUAAGUAUUUUUAAUUUAGUUAAACCCAAGAUCUAACUUUACUUUUUAGAUGGAAGGAACUUAUUCAAGUGAGACUUUUAAAUUCAUAAAAUUUACAGUCAAAGAUUGCAAAGCAUAAAAUUAAACUAGUGAUAGUCUUUGGAAUCCAACAUGUAGUUCUGCUGCAGAAAAGGCCAAAUAUCUAGCUUCAAGUGGAUAGUUUAAAUUAUAAAUCUUUUAAAUUAACACUGUAGUCAAUCCAUUGAAACCCAAUUAAUAUAAAAGCAUAUAUAUAGAUAGUGAUAUGUAUUUUUCAUUUGUGCCUUUCAAAUUAGCUAGAUUGGCUAAUGUUUACUAUCGAUAAUUCGUUGUCAAUAAUGACCAAAGCAUUAUGCCAUACGAGUAUGAUAUUUAUACAUUUUCCCUAGAGACAUAGAAUAAGAGAAGAUCAUAGUCAGAAAGGCUGAAGAUUUUCGAGAUCUCACCGAACUGGGUAGAGAUACAGAUGAUAAUUAUGCUAUUGUAUAUUUAAGGCGAAGUCCUUUCACUGAAACUAUGAACAGGAAGUACUAAAAGUUAGGAGAGUUGCUUUCUUACCUAGGAGGGUUCAUGCAGAUAAUGAAAGUCAUUUUUGGAUUCUUAAUUGCGUUUUAUAAUAGAACAUCAAUGUUAAUUGAAUUGGCUAAUAAGCUUUACGAUUUCUAAGAUGGCAAUCAGUUGAAACAGUACCGCACAAUAAAAACAUUGAAGUACACUGAGUAAAUAGGGUCACCUAUUGAAAAAUAGGAAUCCAAUCCCAUAGUUCCAAUAAAUAGUUCAUAAGAGCUCUAUAAGGUUGAAUGGAAACAUUACAUAAAAUAAUUAGUGAAAAAAUCAAAACCAAUUACUUUUAAUUUGAGAAUUUUCAUAAAUUAAUUGACAUUUGGCUAUCUUUUGAAAAAUAAAAAUUCAGAAUUUUUAGAGAAGGCCAUGUAAGUAACUUAUCUAUUUUAGGAAUAAAAUCAAUAAUGAAUUAGAUUUGCAUAGUAUCCUUUAUUAAUUACAGGAGAUUAACAAGCUAAAAUCAGUGUUGUUAAGGAAAUCAUAAAUAAUUUUAUUCAACUUUUCUCCAAAGCCCAUUGUCACUUUAGGCAAGGAAUAGGUUGUUCCAUCUAGGUAUUCGGUUGAGGAUUUGGAAGCUGGGCAAUCGUAUAUCAAGAGCAAGGAAGAUACCCUUAACGAAGAUUUGUUUUUGAGAAUUGAAGAAGUAAUAUAUAGUAAAGACUUUAGGCAUACAAGGAAAUAGCAGAGGAAGUUGAGAGAUCAAACGCAAAUAUUUGCCAAAUGAAUAUCAAUUUAAAGUUAACUUAACUUAUAGGAUCAGAAAUAAAAAGCAUUUUAAAACCGAUUUAGAACUAACGUAGAAAUGGCAUAAAAUCUACUGAAAUACAAAACAAUAAUAAUUAAGAAGAUUUUCACUAAUGCGAUUGA
This is a messenger RNA of Paramecium octaurelia, 1982 nucleotides long. NCBI's taxonomy places the organism in Eukaryota, Ciliophora, Oligohymenophorea, Peniculida, Parameciidae. The record is from the annotation of a GenBank genome assembly.